Messenger RNA from Ceraceosorus guamensis, 1892 nucleotides. Its product is annotated as amidohydrolase. The transcript has 9 exons. Gene Ontology annotation, molecular function: dipeptidase activity. Bases 123 to 1628 code for a protein of 501 amino acids. Lineage: Eukaryota; Fungi; Basidiomycota; Exobasidiomycetes; Ceraceosorales; Ceraceosoraceae. The record is from RefSeq and is a predicted model, not a curated record.
CGACUCUAAUGACUAUGAAACCGCAUGGCCAUCCUCAAUACCGACUGUUACAGACUUCAUCAGCACUCUGACUGUUCUCUGACUGAUUGCCUUGCCAAGCCAGCUGCGACCACCCGUUCAACAUGCCGUCCUGUCUCUCGUCGUUGAGAUCUGUGCUGGUGCCUCAGCGCGACCGGAGCUCUCAUGUCCCCCAAGAAGGCCCCAGUCAGCGGCCAUGCACACAGGGGGUCGCGCCCUCUCUUCAGGAGGAAAAGGGUGGUAUGAGCAUACAAUCUCAUUCGCACUCGCACACGGGCUGCUGCGACUUCACACCGCUACCCGUAUACUCCGCUCAUGACGGAACGAUCUCGGCUCAUGUACAGCAGACCGACUUGCCGGAGCCUUCCGAUGAGACCAAAGAGCUGUUUGAGGACCUGCAAGCAAAGAUCAAUGCUCUCGACAAGGAGCUUAGAGGUUUGAGUCUCAAGAUGUGGGACCUGAAGGAGGUCGCGUGGGAAGAGAGGAAAACGCACGAUCUCUUCAUCGACUACUUUACCGACCUCAACAAGCGUGCCCCGAAUGGCUCACCUAAGUGGAAAUUGACCCCGCACGCUCAUGGAUUUGAGACGGCCUGGAGGGCAGAGUUUGUGAACGCGCCAAAUGGGGAGGCCAGCAAAGAUAUCCCUUGCGUCGGUUUCAACUCCGAGCUGGACGCUUUGCCAGGCAUUGGCCACGCAUGUGGACACAACUUGAUCGCAAUCGCUGGCAUUGCUGCUUCAUUGUCCGUCGCUUCGCAUCUUGUAGAAAAGCGUAUUGCGGGUAAGGUCGCCCUGCUAGGAACACCUGCGGAGGAGCGCGAUGGAGGAAAGAUCGACCUGCUUGCCAAGGGCGCUUACGACGGCAUGGACGCGUGCUUGAUGGUGCAUCCCACACCAGCGAACACCGUCGGCUCUUUCCUGGCCGUCGUGCCCGUGAGGGUCGACUUUUCCGGCAAGACGGCUCAUGCUGGCAUGGCUCCUUGGGAAGGUGUCAAUGCUCUCGACGCUGCUGUGCUUGCCUACAACAACAUCAGCUUGUUGCGUCAACAGAUCCGACCCGAUUGCCGAGUGCACGGCAUAAUCAGUGGAAACGAUUGGGCACCCAACGUGAUCCCAUCAUCUUCUCGCCUGACGUACAACGUUCGAGCUCCCGACGUUGCCACUCUCACGCCCCUGCGCGAGAGGGUGCACAAGUGCUUUGAAGCGGCUUCUCUGGCCACAGGUUGCAAGGUCGACAUUACGUGGGGCAAGACUUAUGAGGAUACUAGGAACAGCGCUCCUUUGAGCUUGGCUUACAGAGCUCUUAUGAAAUCGGUCUACAAUGCGGAUUAUAGCACUGCCAGCGUAUCUGGAAGCACCGAUUUUGGUAAUGUCACGCAUGCGCUGCCAGGCUGUCAUCCUACGUACGCCAUCAAGUUGGAGAACCCCGCAGGGGAUGGCAACCACACCAUCGGAUUUGCGAACGCCGCCAAGACGCUCGAAGCGCACGAGCGUACUAAAGAAGCGGCUGCGGGCAUUGCUACGGUCGGCGCACAGGCUUUGAUCGACGCGCAGUUCAGAAAGCAAGUCAAGGACGAGUUCGAGGCAUGGAAGAAGGAUCAGAAGAAAUGAUCGAGGUCGGCGAUCGAAGGGCAGACCAGUCAGAGCUGCUGCCAGCGCGAGGCGCGAGCGAAUUAUUCACGCAAAGGUAGUCCUAGUGUACAUUCUUGCCGGCAUUGCCUUCAGGUAUCCGAGCUUUCCACGCAUUGUUCCUAGCGCACUCUACAUCCCGCGUCAUUCUGGCCCUCACAGCAUCCUCCACACGCUUCCUCCGUUGGCUUUGCUCUUCCUCUGUUUCCGAAUUUAUAAGCAAUUCCCAUGUUCUUCGACGACCGA